GGGCUGAUUGGCUGGGGCAGGGAGGGCAGGGUACAUAAAAAGCAGCUGUGGACCAUCUGGGAAGGUCAGCCUCAUCAUCCAGCUAUAGUCAGAGCCCUGGGCUUCCCUGACAUCUUCACCAUGAGUGGGUGCCCCUUUGUAGGAAACAACUUUGGAUAUGCUUUUAAACCACUCUCUGCACAAGACAAUGAAGAAGACAAAUCACAGGCCGGUGUGAAUAGAGCCCGGAAAGGAGGACUUAUCUAUGGAAACUACCUGCAAUUGGAAAAAGUUUUGAAUGCACAGGAGCUUCAAAGUGAAAUAAAAGGAAAUAAAAUCCACGAUGAACAUCUUUUUAUCAUAACUCAUCAAGCUUAUGAACUCUGGUUUAAGCAGAUCCUGUGGGAAUUAGACUCUGUUCGUGAGAUCUUUCAGAAUGGCCAUGUCAGGGAUGAGAGGAACAUGCUGAAGGUGGUCACCCGAAUGCAUCGAGUGGUGGUGAUCCUAAAACUCUUGGUCCAGCAGUUUUCCGUCCUGGAGACCAUGACAGCCUUGGACUUCAAUGACUUCAGAGAGUACUUAUCCCCGGCGUCCGGCUUCCAGAGUCUGCAGUUCCGCCUGUUAGAAAACAAGAUAGGGGUUCUGCAGAGCUUGAGGGUCCCUUACAACAGAAGACACUACCGCGACAACUUCGGAGGGAAGGACAACGAGCUUCUGCUGAAGUCGGAGCAGGAAAGGACGCUUCUGCAGCUGGUGGAGGCAUGGCUGGAAAGAACCCCAGGUUUAGAGCCGCAUGGAUUUAACUUCUGGGGAGAGCUUGAAAAGAACAUUGUCAAAGGUUUGGAAGAAGAAUUCACGAAGAUUCAGGCUAAGGAAGAGUCAGAGGAAAAGGAGGAACAAAUGGCUGAAUAUCAGAAGCAGAAAGAGGUAUUACUGUCCUUAUUUGAUGAGAAACGUCAUGAGCAUCUCCUUAGUAAAGGAGAAAGACGGCUAUCAUACAAAGCACUUCAGGGGGCCUUGAUGAUAUAUUUUUACAGGGAAGAGCCCAGGUUCCAGGUCCCUUUCCAGCUCCUGACUUUCCUCAUGGAUGUGGACUCACUCAUGACCAAGUGGAGAUAUAACCACGUGUGCAUGGUGCACAGGAUGCUCGGCAGCAAGGCGGGCACCGGCGGGUCCUCUGGGUACCAGUACCUGCGCUCCACCGUGAGAUGGGAGCUAACAGUUACAGAACCACCCCUUUGAAUUGUAUCUUGAAAAACUGGGAUAAAUUUGAUUCCUGGAGACUAAAAAUCCCUUAUACACAGGGUUUCUUUGUUUUAAGGAAGACCUCACCUCCCCGGAGAGACACUUUCUGCCUGGACAACAUCUUAUCAGUCAAGUCUACCCCUGUCAUCAGAGCCAACUAGAACACUCUCUGGUUUAAAGUUUAGCUAUGAAACUAUGACUACAAAAAGGAGAGAUGACAUUUUUGACACUGAAUGGCCAUGAUAUUCUUUAGACCCCAGAGAAAACUGGUUAAAAUGAAAUCUUUUGAAAUUACAGAACUGAUUCUUAAGAAAAAGCUGGCUUGUUAAAAUACUUUUUUUGGAGGUCUGAUCCUGCCUGAGAAACAAAUCAUGCCUGGGAGAAAACCUGAAGUUAACUCUUAUCAUGUCCUUGAGAUACACAGCCCACUCUGUCUGGGACUCUAGCCAUAAGCAAAUUGGUAGAACUUCAGGCCAAGGAAAAAAAGGCAAAGAGACAUUUUAAAUUUUAAGUGGAAAACUGUGAGGUUUCUGUCUGUCCAGAUUUAUGUGUGUCUCAGU
Cervus elaphus (red deer) is the source of this 1784-nucleotide messenger RNA. RefSeq names its product tryptophan 2,3-dioxygenase (gene TDO2). Gene Ontology annotation, molecular function: L-tryptophan 2,3-dioxygenase activity; metal ion binding; heme binding. Bases 121 to 1221 code for a protein of 366 amino acids. The record is from RefSeq and is a predicted model, not a curated record. The transcript has 12 exons. Lineage: Eukaryota; Metazoa; Chordata; Mammalia; Artiodactyla; Cervidae.